AUGGAGACGCAAAUACAUGUACCCGUGGGCUCGCCGGUAAUUAGAAAAAUCCCAGUUUUCGUGGACGAGCGCAACGUAACGGAGGGAGCGAUGACGCUCAUUAAAGAGCUGAGACCGGCGUGGGACUCGAGCGACGUCAAGACCAAGCUCUUCACCGAUGGAACCACCAACAAGCUAGUGGGCUGCUACGUGGACGACAGUCCAGAGGACGUAGUCCUGGUCCGAGUAUAUGGAAACAAAACAGAGCUGAUUGUGGACCGAGACAAUGAGCUUAAGAGCUUUCAGGUGCUGCAUGCUAAUGGUUGUGCUCCUCGCCUCUACUGCACCUUUCUAAAUGGCAUCUGCUAUGAGUUCAUGCAGGGAGAUGCACUUGGAACGCAGGAUGUCAGAGAUCCUACUCUGCUCAGGCUGAUAGCCAGGGAAAUGGCUCGUAUCCACGCCAUCCAUGCACACAACGGCUGCAUCCCCAAACCCAACCUCUGGAUCAAGAUGCGGAAAUAUUUCUCGCUUGUAGCCACAGAAUUCACAGAGCAAGCCUCCAACAUCAGAAUACAGCAGGAAGUUCCCAGCAAGGUGGUGCUGGAGCAGGAGAUGGUUUGGAUGAAGGAGCAUCUUUCCACACUGGGCUCACCUGUGGUGCUCUGUCACAAUGACCUGCUCUGCAAGAACAUCAUCCACAACAGCAAAGAGGGUCAUGUGCGCUUCAUCGACUAUGAGUACUCCAGCUACAACUACCAGGCCUUUGACAUCGGCAACCACUUCAAUGAAUUUGCAGGCAUGACUGAGCCGAACUAUGGACUCUAUCCUAGUCGGGAGAUGCAAAUGGAGUGGCUCAAGGUGUAUCUGCAGGCUUACAAACUCUUCACCAAGAACACAGAGGAGGUCAGCCAGCGAGAGCUAGAGACGCUCUACGUUCAGGUCAACAAGUUUGCUCUGGCUUCUCACUUCUUUUGGGGUUUCUGGGCUCUCAUCCAAGCCAAAUACUCCUCCAUCGAUUUUGACUUCCUGGGGUACGCCGUGCUACGUUUCAACCAGUACUUCAAGACUAAACCUGCAGUGAUGGCCCUGCAGAUCCCAGAGUGAGAGGAGGCGGUGGAAGCCAGAAGGACGAGGAGAGGAGCCCAGAAGGAGGUGUGUUUGAAGGUUAAAUGCUGGGACUUCCUCUCCCAUGAAGACGCUUCUGUGAGCCAGCUGUUGAUGGACCACUCCUCGGUCAGCCUGGCAUCCUUUUCCUGCAACAAGCGCAAUUACUCUUUGAUUCCUCCAAACUUUAGCUCCACGUACGUCACCGCUGUAGCCCAAGAAUGACAAAACUUUCACGUGUGUGUGUGUGCAAGUGCAUUCGUCUGCGUUUCUAAUAUAUGUUGAAAAGGCGCCACGCUUUUCCUCUUAGAGCAGCUGAACCAGGCGUAGAGAGGUCUGUGUUUGGGAUAGGACACCAAAAUGUUCCACAACGCUGGUAAUGAUGUCACAAGAGGAAGGAGAGGGUUGAAGAGUGUCAGGAUGAUGGUUUGUUUUCUGAAACUGACUACAGGUGCAGCCUGGUGUUAGUCACAUUGUAUGUGUGUGUCUUGUGUGUGUUCCUUCCUCUGUCUCUACAUAUUUUAACACAUUGUGACCUUUUCUCGUUUUUUUCCAUCACCUUUGGUGCUAAGUGCCCGUAGCUUUCUGCACUGAGCUUUCCUCGGGGUGUCCUUUCCUGUGCCCCCUGUUUUUCCUGUUGAAGCACUUUCAGCUUCUUUCACCACAUCCUCCACUUAUUCACAGCAAACUGCUGCUGCUUAUGCUGCUAGGAUUGUAAGACUUGUCUGCGUGUUAGUUGGUGUUUCAUGCCAAACGCCACGUGUUUGGAACAGCAAAUGGAAAGGUUUAGGUUGACUCACUGUUAAAGCUAAAUGUGCAUUUAUUUAUUUGUAUUUAACAUCUCAGGUUAACAACUCUUUGGAAAGUGGUACCGAAGGAGGUGGAGGGGAUGGCUACAAAGACGAGACCUCUGUGUGUGUUCCUGUCCUCGAGCAUUAUUUCCACCUUUUUGACUUUUAUGGUUACAGCGCAUCGCUCUGUUAAGUUUUCCAUUUAAGGUUUCCAGACAUUUUGGAAAGUCACCACCUCUGUCACCCUCCCUGUGCCAUGUCCUCCUCUCCCUUUAUACCCUUUCAUCUUUGAUCGCCCACCAGUUCCCAGUUUUGGUCUUUGGUUGCUUCUCCCUUUACUCUGCGGAGGUUUAUGCAUCUGUUUUUCAAACCGUCCUGAAAUCAUAGCCCAGUCUCAGUCCCAUGCUGUAAUCCACUCUAUUCAUCUCAGAUUUAGAGUCAAAACUUCUUACAUAAUUACAUAUUGCAUAAGUUUUAUCUGGGGGCAAAUCAAGUGGAGCUUUCAAAAAGAAUCUGAAGUGGGUUAGCUGGGGGGGGGGUGUCUGUCACAAGAUCAGCUACUGUUUUCCUGGGAAAAAGAUCUGACUCUGAAAGACGGAGAAAUCAUUAACGCACUAAAGUACUUACAGCUUAGAAAGCAGGCUUCUUUGAAAUCUAGAUAGUCGGUUUGUUAUUAAUUCAUUUUUUUCAGCUUAACUUUUGACUGAACACCUAACUAAGCAGAAACAUAUCUGUUCAAGGCUGUCACCUUUUUCAAAAGACCAGACAGAUUGAGUGUAAUGUGAAACAUAGACUGUAUAGAAAAGAUGGAUGUAAUGUGAUGUAAUGCACUGUGAUGUCAGCCAUCGGUGAGCAGAGUCUCAUUUUGAAGCCUCGAGUUCUUUCUGAGAUGUGGCUCCCAGAUUUUGUCAGUCAUAUGCAAAAUCAUACAGUACUGUAGUUAACUUCUGACUCAAUAAUAACUAGUAAUUAAUCAAUAAUUAAUAUAAUAAUAAUAACGUACAAAAAUUACAUAUUGGAAAGUGUAAGACUUGAAACUAGUAACUAUUCAGACAAUAAAGUCAUCAAUGAUAUGUUUACAGAGUUCAGAAACUAAGUUUUUCCAGAGGCUUCUAAGCAGUUGGAUGUCUUUUUGUGACCUCCCCGCUGGACAUCCCAGUCACUGCUGGACAUCCCAGUCAGUGCUGGACAUCCCAGUCAGUGCUGGACAUCCCAGUGCAAAACUAGCAGGUAGAGCUGGUGGGGUGGAACCUUUCGUUUCCAUCACCGUUGGCCAAACUUGGCUAAAAGCGGAGCAGAACUGGCAGCUUUCUAAAGAAGUCAUGGGGUAUUACUCCUCCUUGGCACCAAAGAGGGAGCUCUGACCUUUGUCCUCUACUGCUGGUGUCGUGUAACUGGAAGGCUUAAUAAUUCACCAGCUGAGCUGCAGGAGAGAGGGACUAAAGCAUGUUAAUGGCUUUCAUUCAGAACAUUUAACCCGAGAGGGAUUGUCUGAGGAGUGCUGUUAAUAUCUGAAGUCUUUAAUCGUUCUUAACUUCAGGUAAAAUAAUUCUCUUCUCCUCAGUGUGAAUAAGAACUGAUUGUAACAGUACAAAACUCACUGGGUUUAAAAGUUAUUGAUGCACAUAUUCAGGAGUCUUUUACUUCACUUAGUGAAUUUUAUUAUUUAAAUGUUAUCAAAAGACUUAUUUUAUGCCACUAACAGUGAGGUGCAUUUGCAAAGGCCAAAUUGGUGAAUUUGCUGCUUGAACACACAAUUCUAAUACCCAGGUAGGACAUCAGCCGGCAUAAAGAGGGCAUUCGCACUCCAUGAGCACCAGGUGAAUAUCUCUAUUCCCUUCACUUAUACAGGCUGCUGACAGCUUUUUGAAAGGAAGGCAUUUUAGGUUCCUGUAACAUUGUAUCUUAUACGCUAACAGAAGAUGAAGCUGAGUGUGUGGGAGAUGAAUUGAAGACACAUUCCAACAAAUCUUUGCAUUUAUUUAGCAGCUGUUUGGAUCUUUGGUCACCUUACCCACUGCUGUAGUAUCAUCCAUUAAAGAUGCAGUGUUGAUUUCAUGUGGCCAAAUAGAACAAAUUUAAAAAAACCAACUACCCCGGACAAAUAGACCAAAUAAAAAAUGUUUGGCUUUAUUUAUUUGCACAAGUCUUUCACUGCUCUCAGUCUGUGAGUGCACUUCCUCAAACAGGGAGUGGAGACGGAGAUGGCUAAUGUGAGAUAAGACACCAUUAACUGAGCUGUCAACACAUCAUCUCAAACUGUGAUAAAUCCAUCCAACCAGUGUUAAAACGAACGUGACAAGAAAGCGAAACCUGAUAUUUGAUCCACGAUAUUGACACAUCCGUAUUCACAAUGCUGCAACAACUUUUUCUCUGUAGACUGGGCGCUGGGUAAGGUGACAGCAAACAGAAAAUGAGCUUGACUCUGAUCCCCAUUUCCAGACAAAUGCAUCCAUUUCAUGUGUUUUUGUGUCGACUGCUGAGACCGGCUGUCUGAAUUUGCUGUUCCACGCUGGCCAUUGAAACGGUUCACUGUCAUCAUGUCGUCACUUUAUACAGUUGUUUUAAAAUCAAGUUUGUUUAUCAUUGAUUCUAAAGUUGCACUCCACACUUAGUUUGUUGCAGUCCAGUCAUACCAAAACAGUUAGCUUCAGUUUGCCUUGCAUUUAAUUUGAGAUUAACUAUGUUUGUGUGCGUGAAUGUACUAAUUUAAUUAUACAAAAUACUGUUCAAAAAACUGACUUUUUUUUUCUUUGUAUGCUGACAUAUACUUUUUCUAAGUGCUUUGACUUGAAAGGUAGAGCGCUGUGUAAAAGGACACAGCGCUUGGUUUGCAGAUGUGACUUUGUAAAUGUACUCAUCCACUGCUAAAGGAGAUGAUGAUGGGGGAUGUAAAUAUUGUAAGAAAUACUGUGAAAAGCUUACUGUACAGUGAUCCUUCACACCUCUGUAGGAGUGGCAAGAUUAUUUAACUGUUGUUAGUAAAUAUUUCCAUUAAAAACAAUGAAAUGUU
Molecule: messenger RNA, 4887 nt
Organism: Neolamprologus brichardi
Lineage: Eukaryota; Metazoa; Chordata; Actinopteri; Cichliformes; Cichlidae
Gene: etnk2
Product: ethanolamine kinase 2
Biological process (GO): phosphatidylethanolamine biosynthetic process
Cellular component (GO): cytoplasm
Molecular function (GO): ethanolamine kinase activity
Source: RefSeq, a predicted model, not a curated record